Lepus europaeus (European hare) is the source of this 2933-nucleotide messenger RNA. RefSeq names its product Rho GTPase activating protein 1 (gene ARHGAP1). Gene Ontology annotation, biological process: negative regulation of endocytic recycling; small GTPase-mediated signal transduction. The transcript is spliced from 13 exons. Gene Ontology annotation, molecular function: GTPase activator activity. Gene Ontology annotation, cellular component: cytoplasm. Lineage: Eukaryota; Metazoa; Chordata; Mammalia; Lagomorpha; Leporidae. The coding region runs from base 131 to 1453 and encodes 440 amino acids. The record is from RefSeq and is a predicted model, not a curated record.
GGCGAGCAGGAGGGGGCGGUGCCCGUUCCACCGCGGAUCCGGAUGUUUGGCGAGCUUUGACAGGCGUGGCGGAGGGAGCAGUGCCCGAGCGCGGGUUCCCCUCGGCUUCUGCAGGGGGACAGGCUUGGCCAUGGAUCCGCUGUCAGAGCUGCAAGACGACGACCUGACCCUGGACGAUGCCAGCCAGGCGCUGAACCAGCUGAAGCUGGCCUCCAUCGACGAGAAGAACUGGCCCUCGGAUGAGAUGCCCGACUUCCCCAAGUCAGAUGACUCCAAGAGCAGCUCCCCAGAACCCGUCACACACCUGAAGUGGGAUGACCCCUACUACGACAUCGCCCGGCACCAGAUCGUGGAGGUGGCAGGCGAUGACAAGUACGGGCGGAAGAUCAUCGUGUUCAGUGCCUGUCGGAUGCCCCCCAGCCACCAACUGGACCACAGCAAGCUCCUGGGGUACUUGAAGCACACCCUGGACCAGUACGUGGAGAGCGACUACACCCUGCUGUACCUGCACCACGGCCUGAGCAGCGACAACAAGCCCUCCCUCAGCUGGCUGCGCGACGCCUACCGGGAGUUCGACCGCAAGUACAAGAAGAACAUCAAGGCUCUGUACAUCGUGCACCCGACCAUGUUCAUCAAAACCCUGCUCAUCCUCUUUAAACCCCUCAUCAGCUUCAAAUUUGGGCGGAAGAUCUUCUACGUGAACUACCUGAGCGAGCUGAGCGAGCACGUGAAGCUGGAGCAGCUGGGCAUCCCUCGCCAAGUGCUCAAGUAUGACGACUUCCUCAAGUCCACGCACAAGAGCCCUGCGACGGCACCCAAGCCCAUGCCCCCUCGGCCGCCCCUGCCCAACCAGCAGUUUGGGGUCUCCUUGCAGCACCUCCAGGAGAAGAACCCAGAGCAGGAGCCCAUCCCCAUCGUGCUCCGGGAGACCGUCGCCUACUUGCAGGCCCACGCUCUCACCACCGAGGGGAUCUUCCGGAGGUCGGCCAACACCCAGAUUGUGCGGGAAGUGCAGCAGAAAUACAACAUGGGGCUGCCCGUGGACUUUGACCACUACAAUGAGCUGCACCUGCCAGCAGUCAUCCUUAAGACCUUCCUUCGGGAGCUUCCCGAGCCCCUGCUGACCUUCGACCUCUACCCCCACGUGGUGGGCUUCCUCAACAUUGACGAGAACCAGAGAGUGGAGGUGACGCAGCAGGUCCUCCGCACGCUGCCGGAGGAGAACUUCCGGGUGCUGUGUUUCCUGACUGCCUUCCUAGUGCAGAUUUCUGCCCACUGUGACCAGAACAAGAUGACCAACACCAACCUGGCUGUGGUCUUCGGCCCCAACCUGCUGUGGGCCAAGGAUGCUGCCAUCACCCUCAAGGCCAUCAACCCCAUCAACACCUUCACCAAGUUCCUCCUGGACCACCAGGCGGAGCUGUUCCCUGACCCCGACUCCAGAAGGCUCUGAGCCCGGCUCCCAUCCCACCUGCCCCCUGCCCUGGUAGCCCCACUUCGGACUCUUCCUUCUGCCAGCCGAACUGGAACCCGGGCCCCCCGCCCAGCAAGCGACCACAGAGCCCUGGGAGAUAGGCCCUGGGGCCGGCCACCAUGGCAGCUGUCCCCUCUGCCCAGCCCCCCUCGCCGGCCCCAGAGGCCUCGCUGUUACCAUACGAGUUUCUCUUCGCCUUAUACCUCUCACUGCCUCUCUGGAUGCCUGGCUCCUGCCAUGCUCCGCCGAGCUGGGCUUGGCUCUUCCGGCUGGAGGACAGAGCCCCAGUAGCCCCUUUUCUCUUUUUCUGCCUCUGUGGCCCUGGCAACCGGGGAUGACCAAAAUCCCUGCCGGCUGGGUUAGUGGCUGGGGCCGGGCCUCUCCUCCCUGAGUUCUGGGGAACGAACAGCUGAGCUCCUUGGCUUGGCCUGGCCACACGAGGCGCCUCCAUGUCUGGGUUUGGUGCCCUGCUUCUGGAAGGGCCGCCACACGUUGGCCUGGAUGCAAGCUCUCUGCUCCAGUCCGCUCCACUAAAGGCUCAGCUUCGGGUGUUCCCGGAGCUAGGGAAUGGCAGCGCGGGGGUCAGCCUCCUACUUCUGCCUCCCCCUACGCGUGCCGGGGCAGCCUUCCCCAAGUGGCGCUUGCCCCAGGGGCUGCUGGCCUCUUGGUCCUGCCAGGACUGGCAGCUUGGAUGUUGGGGCUCCAAGUCCCAGCAUCCACUGGAAAUAGACUGCCGUGUCCCUGGGAGCCCUCGUGUCUGGUGGGAUCGGUGACAGGCAGACACAGCCCCAGGCCCCACCUCCUUUUCCCCACGCACACAUGCUCAGCCAUGGGCUCCCUGCUCCAGCCAGAGGUGACUCUGCCUCAGGGUCUGUGGUGGAGACUGGAGGGGCUGGGGAGGGGGCCAAGAUUCUGAUAACAGAUCAUCCCCGGGAAGUAGUUCUGGACCCCAGUGGUGGCUGAAUACCCCUUAUUCCAGCCGGGUCCCUCACAGUGACACUCCUGCUGACGAACCCCGGGGCGGCCCCUCCUGCUGCUGUGCACCUGCAGUGGCCCCCGACACAGCUUUACCGCCACUCCAGAGCCUGAGCUGUGAGGAGCCGCACCGGCCUGCCCAGCGCCAUCUGUGAGCCAGGUGGGGUGUGGGACUGGCCUCCCUGGGCACUGUCCCCAGGCAGGUGGCACAGCCGGACUCCCAGGGCCUGGAGCUGCUACUGGUUGUCAGUCCCUGUGCCUUUAGCCCGGGCCACUCCGCUUUCUGCCCUCUGUAUGUCAAGUAUUGCCCACAGCCUCGUCCUGGUCUCUGUCCUGCCGGUCUGGUCCUGGGGGCGCUCGUACUGUGAAUCAGGUGUUCACAUCACACUUAAUGACUUCCUUGGCACCAAUCAUGUAUUUCACCAUUUGCACUUUUUGUAUUUCAAUAAAAAUGGAGACAGAAAGCUGCCCUUCUGGCUGAAGU